AUGAACACGAGCCACGAAUCAAAUACCGGAUAUCCGCCACCGCCACAAGUUGGCGCGCCGUUCGCCAAAACCGCAAUACCAUACUCGAUCUUGUUCGUGGUGGGAACCCUCGGAAACACCGCCGUUCUCUCAUAUGUGUUCUUCAUUACAAGAUCCUUGAAAUCAUCGGUAACUGCACUUGGCAACACAUUCAUUUAUAUAGUUGCUCUUUGUGCAGUCGACCUCCUCGUGACCAUCUCGAUACCAUUCUCGCUCUCCAACACAAUCCUCAACAAUUGGGUUUUUGGCGAACUUGGCUGCAAGGUGCAUUGGGCUCUCGAGCUGUCAAAUAAGAUGUGCUCGACAUUCAUUCUGACCGCUCUCGCGUUUGACAGAUAUAUGGCAAUUUGUCAUCCUGAAAAUAAGAGAGUUCAUGAAAUGCGUCAUACCCUAUGCAUUACGACAAUCCUCGCCGGACUUUCGUUCUGUUUAAUUUCGCCUGUUGUGUUUUCUGCCAAAGUCAAAACCCUUCCAUAUGGAGGGGUUUACAUCAAAAACAAUCAAACUCACCACAUUGUUCGAUACAUGUGUAAUGAUGGAAUGUCACGAGAAUGGAAGCUUUUGGUUUCGGCUUUCCUCAUACUUUUGGCUUUUCUUGUCCCAUGUUCACUAUUAACUUAUUUCUAUGCAAAAAUAGUGUUAAGACUUCGAAAGCAACGAAGAUCCAUGUUACAAUCGAGAAUUCCUCUCCGAAGGGUCACCAUCUACACAAUGGCUGCCACUUUUUUUUAUCUGGUUUGCCAAGUUCCAUUCUGGGUUCCUCAAAUCUACAGCGUGUUUUGCAUUAUGUUCUCAUUUCGUCCAAAUUCUAUGCUUCUCACAUUUACGUAUUACUCUCACCUUCUUCCAUUUAUGUCGGCUGCAUUCAAUUGGAUUUUUUAUGCAAGACUCAAUAGUCAGUUCAAGAAAGGACUGGUUCUUGUUACUGAAAGAAUGAUACGAAAAAGGACAAGAUCUCUUUAUCAAAAAGAAGGGUUCAGCGAAGGAAACGGGAUCGAACUAACAACAAGUAAAUUGGAGGAAAUGGGUCUCGUGUGCCCUAAAUGCGAUGCUCAGCUGACGGUCCGAAGCAACAGCAUCAUUAAGAAGAGUUGA
Messenger RNA from Caenorhabditis bovis, 1134 nucleotides. The record is from the annotation of a GenBank genome assembly. NCBI's taxonomy places the organism in Eukaryota, Metazoa, Nematoda, Chromadorea, Rhabditida, Rhabditidae.